Molecule: messenger RNA, 1078 nt
Organism: Porites lobata
Lineage: Eukaryota; Metazoa; Cnidaria; Anthozoa; Scleractinia; Poritidae
Source: the annotation of a GenBank genome assembly
AUGUAUUACCACGUAUUGCCAUGUAUUACCAUGUAUCACCAUGUAUUACCAUGUAUAGCCAUGUAUAGCCAUGUAUUGCCAUGUAUUGCCAUGUAUAGCCAUGUAUUGCCAUGUAUACCCAUGUAUAGCCAUGUAUUGCCAUGUAUUACCAUGUAUCACCAUGUAUUACCAUGUAUAGCCAUGUAUAGCCAUGUAUUGCCAUGUAUAGCCAUGUAUUGCCAUGUAUACCCAUGUAUUGCCAUGUAUACCCAUGUAUAGCCAUGUAUACCCAUGUAUAGCCAUGUAUUGCCAUGUAUUACCAUGUAUAGCCAUGUAUUACCAUGUAUCACCAUGUAUUACCAUGUAUAGCCAUGUAUAGCCAUGUAUUGCCAUGUAUUACCAUGUAUUACCAUGUAUUACCAUGUAUCACCAUGUAUUACCAUGUGUAGCCAUGUAUAGCCAUGUAUAGCCAUGUAUUACCAUGUAUCACCAUGUAUUACCAUGUAUAGCCAUGUAUAGCCAUGUAAUGUCAUGUAUAGCCAUGUAUUACCAUGUAUCACCAUGUAUUGCCAUGUAUAGCCAUGUAUAGCCAUGUAUUACCAUGUAUCACCAUGUAUUACCAUGUAUAGCAAUGUAUAGCCAUGUAUAGCCAUGUAUAGCCAUGUAAUGUCAUGUAUAGCCAUGUAUUACCAUGUAUCACCAUGUAUUGCCAUGUAUAGCCAUGUAUAGCCAUGUAUAGCCGUGUAAUGUCAUGUAUUGCCAUGUAUUACCAUGUAUCACCAUGUAUUACCAUGUAUAGCCAUGUAUAGCCAUGUAUUGCAAUGUAUUGCCAUGUAUAGCCAUGUAUUGCCAAGUAUACCCAUGUAUAGCCAUGUAUUGCCAUGUAUUACCAUGUAUCACCAUGUAUUACCAUGUAUAGCCAUGUAUAGCCAUGUAUUGCCAUGUAUAGCCAUGUAUUGCCAUGUAUACCCAUGUAUUGCCAUGUAUACCCAUGUAUAGCCAUGUAUACCCAUGUAUAGCCAUGUAUUGCCAUGUAUUACCAUGUAUAGCCAUGUAUUACCAUGUAUCACCAUGUAUUACCAUGUAUAGCCAUGUAUAG